Falco peregrinus (peregrine falcon) is the source of this 4261-nucleotide messenger RNA. RefSeq names its product mitochondrial calcium uptake family member 3 (gene MICU3). Gene Ontology annotation, molecular function: calcium ion binding. NCBI's taxonomy places the organism in Eukaryota, Metazoa, Chordata, Aves, Falconiformes, Falconidae. Gene Ontology annotation, biological process: calcium import into the mitochondrion; mitochondrial calcium ion homeostasis. Gene Ontology annotation, cellular component: uniplex complex. The transcript is spliced from 15 exons. The coding region runs from base 50 to 1543 and encodes 497 amino acids. The record is from RefSeq and is a predicted model, not a curated record.
CGGCGCGCCGGGGGCUCCGUCCGCCGGUCGCUGGGGCGGAGCGGCGGUCAUGGCCGCCCUGCGCGCCCUGCUGCGGUGGCGCCGCCGCUUGGGCCCCGCGCCCGCUGCGCAGCCGGCGCGGCGGCUCUGGGCCGGCGGCGGGGCCGGGGCGGCGGGGCUGAGGCGGUGGCGGCGGGAGCUGGGCUGGGCGGCGGGGGGGGCUCUCGCCGGGUACGUGGGGUACCGGCUGUCCGAGCGGCGGCGGGAGGCCUCCCGGGAGCCGGCAGCCGCCGAGCCGGGCGGGGCCCGGGCGCUGCUCUCCAUCCCCGUGGCGGCCGCUGCCAAGGAGACGGUUACAGAAAACAGAUCAGACCUUGAAGAUUUACACCUUUAUGCAACUCCUCGGGAGCAACGGUUUCGUAGGUUUGCCAGUUUAGAGUUUGAAGGACAGCUAUAUAUGACUCCAUAUGACUUCAUUCAGGCUGUCACAAGUGAUGAACCCAAACGUGCUAAAAAGUGGCGAUCCCUUUCAAAGCAGGAACUGAAUCAGAUCCUUAUGGAGACGCCACCAGUUUGGAAAGGAUCAUCCAAACUUUUCCGUAACCUUAAUGAGAAAGGUGUGAUAUCUUACACAGAAUAUUUAUUCCUCUUAUGUAUUUUAACAAAGCCACAUGCAGGUUUUAGAAUUGCUUUCAACAUGUUUGACACUGAUGGCAAUGAGAUGGUGGACAAAAAGGAGUUCUUAGUGCUACAAGAGAUUUUCAGGAAAAAAAAUGAGAAGAGAGAAAGGAAAGGAGAUGAAGAAAAACGUGCACUGCUGCGUCUUCAACUUUAUGGAUAUCAUACUUCUACUAACAGUGUUCUUAAAACAGAAGGAGAGGACCUUGUCCCCAGAAGCUAUUGGGAUACUUUGAGACGUAGCACAAGCCAAGCACUCUUUUCGGACCUUGCGGAGCGUACUGAUGAUAUGUCAAGUUCACUGUCAGAUACUACACUGCUUGUACACUUUUUCGGCAAGAGAGGAAAAGCUGAACUGAACUUUGAAGAUUUUUAUAGAUUUAUGGAUAACCUACAAACUGAGGUUCUAGAGAUAGAAUUUCUUUCCUACUCUAAUGGGAUGAACACCAUCAGUGAGGAAGACUUUGCCCAUAUUCUUUUGAGGUAUACAAAUGUGGAAAAUACAUCAAGUUACCUGGAAAACAUGCGCUGCAGGAUUCCUGAAGAAAAGGGUAUCACGUUUGAUGAGUUUAGAUCAUUUUUCCAAUUCUUGAACAACCUAGAAGACUUCACAAUUGCAAUGCAAAUGUAUAAUUUUGCAAGUCGUUCCAUAGGUCAAGAUGAAUUCAAACGUGCUGUGUAUGUAGCCACAGGUGUGAAGCUUUCACCUCAUCUGGUGAACACAGUGUUCAAGAUUUUUGAUGUUGACAGAGAUGACCAGUUGAGUUAUAAAGAAUUUAUCGGCAUUAUGAAAGACAGACUCAAUCGAGGGUUUAGGGGCUACAAACCUAUACAGAGGUAUACUACUUUCAAAUCCUGCGUGAGGAAGGAGCUCUAUAGCAGAUAAAUGACGGAGACUCCGAAGUAUGGUUGGAAGGAAUAUUAUUCUUGUGUGAUGACUGUAACCAGUGAACAUCUCAGAGAUCUAUGGAAGCAAUUCCGGAGACGAGAUACACUGAGAUGAAGGAAGAAGGAUUAUCUGCACUGGAGGGAACUGUUUAUCCCUAUGAAUUCUUAAUGAAGAACAAACUAAACCAGGUGAAUUGUGUAUCUUCCAUCUGCAAUAGAAAACACGGGACUUCUUUUCCACUUAGUGUAGUGAACAUCAACUCUUACAGCUGCUUUUCAGUAUGUAUUUUAUUUAAAUGACAAACUAAUUAUCACCUGAUUGGCAAAAGCGGGUUUUUUUAAGAAUACAUUUUGAAUAUUAUUUUUUACUAUUUCGAGAUGUUUGUCAUUUAAAGCAAAACAAAAAUUAGGUUUACACUUAUUAAGUAGGCAAACAUUUUGGCAAUUAAGAGAAACUGUCUGCAUCAUCAAUAGAACUGUGAAUUUGCUUUCAGAAGAGCACUAAUAAAAGUUUGUGCUAAAUUGGGAAUGAGAAUACACUAAGUAGCGUAACAAUUAUAUACAAGUUCAAUGGACAAAUUAAACUCUUAGAAACAUUGUUUUAAAAAGAAUAAAGCUGUUAAGGUUAUAAUGUGAAUGAUAGGUAUUUACCUAGGAAAGGUACUGUAUGGACUAUAAAGUUCAGAUUCUCCCAAGUCUUACUAUUAUGUUUAUUAAUUUUUCUUUGAAGAGAAUAGCACAGAUUUUAAGAUGUCUUACAAGCAGUAUGUCAAAGGAAAGUCAAAUUGUUUGAAUUCAUUUUAAGUAAAACACACUUUGUAAUAUUUAUUAUAAAUUUUAUCACCAUGCAUAUAAAUUCACUGAUAUGUUUCUGGUAGAAUAAAACUUCAUGUGUUUCUUGUGAACAGUGCACUUUUAUAUGAAGUGGCACUGAGUAGAAAUUAUAGUUGCCUAAUUUUUUACUCUGGAAUGUAGUAUCUGAAAAAUAGUUAAAUAACGUGUUUGUGUCAAACAAAAAAGCAAAACAAAACACAAAUGCAUGCAGCAGUAUAAAGCAACACUCACUAAGUAAUAUUAUUUGAAUAUUACACAUCAAGUAUUGGACAUAAGUUAGGCGUUGCAAAGGUUUCAGAGACUACAGGCAAUCGGUAGCCCCUAUGCCCUUUCAUGCCAUGCAGAGUCACUGCAACAGUGGUAAGGACACUGUUACAUUAAUUUUCCAUAUCCUCUAAUUUUUUUCUUUGCUGUUCAGUAGCAGUGUUUUUCCUUACUCGGUUGCAAGAUUGUUGUUAGGUGGUAUGAAUUAAACCCAAACAAACAUGAACACAUACUUCUUGUAUCCUUCUUGGAAAGGUUCACUGGGCAUUAAGUAAGUCUGUAUCUAUUUAGGAACAAGCUGUGCCUUGAAAUAUUUAUAGCUGAAUACACACACACACGCUAAUGUCAAUAAAUCGCUAUCUGAAAGGCAAAUAUUUGGUGGAGUCAGACAAUUAAAAUGGAACUAAAAUAAUAGCUUUAAAUCUUUAUUACUCUAAAUACAUGAAAGCAAACUUUUCAAAAUUGUAUUUAGUGCACAUGAUGCUCAAAUACCAUCUUCUUUCACAUGUGAGUAGAAAAGAUGUAUAGUAUCUAAGUACACCUAAGUUUAGAAAUGCUUGAUCUAUAAUGAGAUUCAUCUCUGCUAACAAAUGAAAACAAAACGUGAAGGAAGCUCUUUUUUAAGAAAUUCCACACUGGGAAUUUUAGAAAAAAUGUGUGGCUUUUAUCUGAGAAAAAGCCAGUUCAGAAAGUUUUUGAAGGAUGCUACUUCGUUUAAUACUUCAUGAUAAAUACUUAGGAAAUUUCCACCUUGAUGUCCUUAAACGACUUACAACAAGAAAAGUCAAAUAAAUUGGGAUAAAGGUUCUUGAAUUGACACAACAGAACAUGGGUAAGCUGCAAUCCCUGUGUGAUCAUUUAGGGAAUCAAUUGUAUUUAAUGUAUCGUCUUGGUACGCAGAAUUGUCUCACUGCUUCUUGUCAGCAUAUGCAAAACUCAGUUUGCUACUUCAGUGAUGGAGGUCAAAAAAAGGGAAGAAAAGCUAGGGAACUACUGAAGGGGUUCCUGUCCUUCCUCUUCAUUCGCUACUGCCCACUCAUGGUGAUCCUGUCCUGGGAGGAAGCAGUACCAUCAUCAUUUUGCUCCUCCCCUGCCCUAGGCAAUAGUGCACUUUGCUUUUAUGGCUGGCUUGAGACAAUUUUAUCAUUUUUCUAUGUAUUUCAUAACUGUAGUCACUUAAUAUAAAAUAGAAUGUGAAAGUGUCAGAUUAGUUUUUAAAAGUAUUUUCUCAUGUUUAAUAAUAAGUUAUUUAAUAUAAAUAUGAAUAUAUGCAUAUAAUAUUGUUAUUUCAAAAUAAAUGCAGUUGAAACUAGUUUUCUUUGCAGUGUAUGUCACUCAUUCUUUUUUUUCAUAUAAAAAUCUUUUUUUGCAUAACAUGAAUGUACAAGUGCUUUGAAUUAGAGCAUCUCACCAUCACAAAAAAAUAGACUCGUUUGCUUCUUUUGGUCAUUUCUAUAGAUAGCUUUGCUUUUCUGCCACAGAAUUCUGCAUAAAAGAGCUAGAAGUGCAAGGACAGACAGGUGAAAACAAGGCAGGGUAAUGGGGCAUGCCAUCUGCUAUAGAGGCACCCCUCGGAUAGGCAGCAGUUACUGUGCUCAAUAAAACCGUAUUCAAAAUC